AAAACCCUCGACAGCCUCGCCAACUCCGCACUCUCUCGUCCUCCUUCCCUUCCCCAAAAUCAUUCGGCGAUCCCGUCGCCGCCCGGGGAGCUCACCGCGAUGGAGCGCGCCGAUUACCUCCACAAUUUCGUCGAGGAGACCGACUGGUACAACGACAUUGUGCUCACCGCCCUGCUACCGGACUGGGCCUGGCAGCCUCUCCCCCGGCCCAUUAGGGCCUGGCUCAGGAACUACAUCGGUGGGACCCUCCUCUACUUCGUCUCAGGAUUUCUAUGGUGCUUCUACAUCUACUACCUAAAGCGCAAUGUCUACGUCCCCAAAGAUGCAAUUCCUUCAAACCAUGCCAUGCUUUUACAAAUAAAAGUUGCAAUGAAAGCUAUGCCAUGGUACUGUGCUCUUCCAACACUGUCAGAGUUCAUGGUUGAAAGUGGCUGGACAAGAUGCUAUUCAAGUGUUAGUGAAGUUGGUUGGCCCUUGUACAUCAUCUAUUUGGUUAUAUAUCUAGUCACUUGCGAGUUUGGGAUAUAUUGGAUGCACAGAGAGUUGCAUGAUAUAAAGCCAUUAUACAAGCAUCUUCAUGCCACACAUCAUAUUUAUAAUAAGCAGAACACACUUUCACCAUUUGCAGGUUUAGCCUUCCAUCCCUUGGACGGGAUCCUGCAAGCCGUUCCUCAUGUCAUAUGCCUGUUUCUUGUACCCACUCAUUUCAUGACCCACAUCGCACUAUUGUUCAUCGAGGCAGUUUGGACAGCCAACAUUCAUGACUGCAUUCAUGGCAAGAUAUGGCCUGUUAUGGGUGCCGGUUACCAUACUAUUCACCAUACAACCUAUCGCCACAACUACGGGCAUUAUACUAUAUGGAUGGACUGGAUGUUUGGAACUCUUCGCGAUCCUGAGGAGGAUGUCAAUAAGGUGAAGUGAUAGUGGUUUUUGGCUAUGUGAUUGAUAAGUUGAACUACUGUCUUUGUAUUGUCUUAAGCCUACCUUAUGAUAUCUCAGAGAUCCUUGAGGAUUAUGUAGGAAGAUGGAACUCUAUUGAACAUCAGGUAUUUAAGGUUACUACAAAUGGACAGUAAACUGAAUGGUUUAUUAGAUGAAUUGGUAUAAACUUCUAAUAAUGAUAUUGUCGUUGUAUAUCAGCUUGUUGUUCUGUUUGCUUGAUGUGACAAUAAUUGCACAAACAGGAGUACAUGACA
Asparagus officinalis (garden asparagus) is the source of this 1196-nucleotide messenger RNA. Its product is annotated as delta(7)-sterol-C5(6)-desaturase-like. Gene Ontology annotation, molecular function: oxidoreductase activity; iron ion binding. Lineage: Eukaryota; Viridiplantae; Streptophyta; Magnoliopsida; Asparagales; Asparagaceae. Gene Ontology annotation, biological process: lipid biosynthetic process. Bases 100 to 921 code for a protein of 273 amino acids. The record is from RefSeq and is a predicted model, not a curated record. The transcript has 3 exons.